Messenger RNA from Pecten maximus, 10258 nucleotides. Its product is annotated as terminal nucleotidyltransferase 5C-like. Lineage: Eukaryota; Metazoa; Mollusca; Bivalvia; Pectinida; Pectinidae. Gene Ontology annotation, molecular function: RNA binding; poly(A) RNA polymerase activity. The transcript is spliced from 3 exons. The record is from RefSeq and is a predicted model, not a curated record. Gene Ontology annotation, biological process: mRNA stabilization. The coding region runs from base 152 to 1492 and encodes 446 amino acids.
UGUAAUAAAAACUACGACGCAGCUAGCAGAGCCCAUUGACCAAUCAUAAUUCAUCUGUUACUCUGUGUAUCCAAAAAUAGCCCUAUCUCUAAUCAGCUGUUUGCUAUAUCACUACGCUUUGUAAAAACCUCCGCGCAUAAAGUAGUUCUACAUGUUAUGCAGUGGUUGCAAUACAGCAGACGUGACAUUUCUUUACGGGUACAUUAUCAACUUGGUGUUUGUUCAAAGGAAAAUACAUUUUCUUGAAAGUAUACUUGAAAACGGUGUUGUCACCAUGGAAUGUGCUAACCGUUUUCAAGGGUUGUGUUACGAACAAGUUGUCCGUCUGCAUGAAGUGAUGGAAGAAGUGGUACCCAUUCAUGGUCGAGGAAACUUUCCAACAAUGGACAUAAAGCUGAAGGACUUAGUGCAGGUAGUUAGAGAAAAACUGCGAACUGAAGGGGUAAGUGUCAAAGAUGUUCGUUUGAAUGGGGGUGCUGCCAGCUACAUUUUUGGCACAGACAAUGUUCGCUCAUACAACGAUUUGGACCUCAUUUUUGGGGUAGACUUGUCGAACCACAAUGAGCUACAGAAAAUCAAAAAUUGUGUAUUGGGAUGUUUAUUGGACUUUCUGCCAGAUGGUGUUAACAAGGAGAAAAUGAGCAGUUGCAGUCUGAAGGAAGCAUAUGUCCAGAAAAUGGUAAAAGUUUGUAACGAACACGGUGACAGAUGGAGUUUGAUUUCCCUUUCAAAUAACAAGGGGAAGAACGUGGAACUUAAGUUCGUGGAUAAGAUGAAGAGACAGUUUGAGUUCAGUGUGGACUCGUUCCAGAUCAUUCUGGACAGUCUGUUGACGUUCUACGAAAUCUCAGCCACCCCUAUGAGUGAAAACUUCUACCCAACAGUUGUAGCCGAGAGUGUAUAUGGAGAUUUCUGGGAGGCUUGGUACCACUUGAACAAAAAACUAAUUUCUACAAGAAAUCCAGAGGAAAUUAGAGGAGGAGGACUGUUGAAGUAUUGCAACUUGCUCACAAGGGGCUACACCCCUGUGGAAAGUAUUGAUAUUCGUGCCAUGGAGAGAUAUAUGUGUUCUCGGUUUUUCAUUGAUUUCAGUGAUCUGAACCAGCAAAGACAAAAGCUAGAGUCAUAUCUAAACAACCACUUCAGUGGUGAAGAAGAACUCAAGCACGAUUACUUGAUGACUCUGUAUAGAGUGGUCGAUGAGAGUACAAUUUGUCUGAUGGGACACGAACGUCGUCAAACGUUGAAUUUAAUCCAUCAGCUUGCAUACCAGGUGUUGAUGGAACAGGAACGUAGGGCACAUAUCAAGUUCCUGGAAAUUCAACAGUUUGAUCAGUUAAACAACUUAACUAUUGAUCAAGUGUUUUUUCAUGGCCCCUAUUCACCAAACAAUGGGAAUCAGUAUUUCAACAUAUUACCAUCAAGUAGUGUUUUCCAAAUCAAUGGAUCAUCAUCUUGCCCCUUGUGUCCAACAUAUAUGCAGUGUUCAUAGCAGCCAUUCAUUGCCCCAUCCCAGGAUUGAAUGAGAAGAAGUAACAAGUUGGUGAAUGUAUAAAGGUGGAAUACCUUUCAACUGUUCUUUGAUAGGUGCAAGUGUACUAGUUCUGAUGUUGUCACUAUAUUAUGUAUCUCAAUUAUGUUCAAGAAUAUUAAAUGCCAUUGAUAGUGGCUUAAUUUUCGAGAAUGAAAUUAUGUAAUUUUCAAUAUUACCAUAAAUACCUGCCUCAGCUUAAUUGAUUGAAUUGUUCUAAACAUAUUGGAUGCAUGAGUUUAAAGAGGUGCUUUCCUGUCUGGAAAAUUAAAGUUCUUAGCAUGAACAUAUGGAAACAAAGGUUGAAAGAAACAAGAGGAUCAAUAUGUAUAUGUAUAAUGUACACACUAUUCAUUAUGAUGGAAACUUUCUUGUUUUAUUUUUUCAUGAGAAAAAUUAGAUACAUUUUUUCUGUGUCAUAUGUUCUUGCUAUGUAAAUAUGAGAAUUUUAAUCUAAAAAUUGUAUUUGAAAUAUGUCUUGGAUAUUAUUGACAUUCCGUGAUGUUUGAAGUGCUGUUCUUGAAAUUCAAUUUAUAAUUGCUAUAAUUUUUGAAGUUAAUUAAUAAACUGAUUUAUUUUCUUUUUAAAAUGAAGUACAAUAUGUGCUAUACGGCAUGUGCUUGUAUAGUUUAAUUUGUAAAUCUUAAAACGAUGCAUGUAAUUAUGUUAGCUUCAACAUGAAAAAAAUCCAUAAAAGAUUGUUAAAACUACCAAAAGAAUGUUAAAAACUACUAAAAUGCUUGGGCCAUUCAAUGGCAAAAUAGAUGAAUAUAAAUUUAGUGUAGGCAUACCUUGAUUAUAGAUCCUGAAAUGGCUGCUUCAGGUAAACCUAUAAAGCACAUUACAGCAGUGUGGUGAGUACCAGGCAGUUAAAGGGGCAUGUGUGUUAUUUGACAGAACUUCAGUGGACUAUUUUUCACAGUUGGGCCAAUUUAGAAUGUCACUUUCCAAUAUGCAUAUAAUCAUAUAUAUCCAAGGCAUGUUUUAAUUAACUUCAAGCAGGCAGCAGAUAGAACUAUUCAGGCAUAACAGUAUGAAGUAUAUAUUGUUGUGACCUGUGUAAAUUAAAAUAUGAUUCCAUUUAUAAGAUAUUUAGGUAGUAAUUAGAUUUGAUCUUUUUACAAGAAGUUUAGCUGCUGAACUUAGUUGUCGUAUAUGAUGUUACCAAGUAUAGAUUGCAUUAUGAUAAGAGAUUACCGUACAUGUAAGCCUGUGGCUAUCCAAUAUAAUAAUUUAACUGUGAUAUAUUAUUUUUGGAAGAUCAAUAUGUAAGAGCUGAUUAGUGUAGUUGGUAUGUCUAAAUGAAUUAGUUUGCAUCCUUCUACCAAUACUGUAUAUUUUAAAAAAAAAAAAGGUAACGGGGGGGGGGGUUUAGGUUUGCAUGGUCAUCUGUGAUCAUGAUGGAAGGGGACUGGACGAGUUAGUAGGUGAUCAGUUACGGGCUUGUGCAAACAUAAUUCCAUUUCAUCUAAUUACAUUUCAUCAAGAUACAACAAAUAAACUAUUUUAUUUGUACAUCUAUUAAACUUGUACAUCUUUACAUUUUAACUGUAAACCUUGAUGUUUUGUAAAUUGAUAGAAUAAUGAAGGCUAACAAAAAAGAAAAAAAAAGAAACUUCCUGUCUAUUUUUGUCAUAUUGAAUUAAUUCUAAAUAACAUAUAAUAUACAGUGCUUGAAGGAUUUUAUUCUCAAUUUUGAUGCUGAAAUUACCAUUUUGAUUACAUGUGCUAUUUUUUUCAAGUGCUCAAAUUGAAUGUAUCUUAAUAACUUUUUCAAGUUGGCUUUGAAUUUUGUCUUUGCAGGUUUAUGUAUGUAUAUCCAAAAUCAGUUUGUGCAAUUUAUUCAACUUGUCUAAAAAAAUGUUGUUUCAAAUACCAUUGGAUCAGUUUAAAUUAAAUGAUUACAUAUUACUUGUAUUCAACUGUACAUUUCCUGUUUUGUGUUGGUCUGGUAAUAGAUUUUCAGAAUCCAUUUAAAGCAUUAAUUAUAAUUAGUGUUUUCACAAGCCGUGUACAUAGGAUGUAAUUGUUGUUAGAUUAAAUUUGUCAAUCAUUCAUUUCUUAAUGGCAUGUCAAUGAUUAAAAACAAAUAGAGGUGAUAAAUUAUUGCUUAAAAGAUUUGGAAAUCUUCAGAGGAAAUUAUUGCUUAAAAGAUUUGGAAAUCUUCGAUAUUCAGAGGUAUAGUUUUCGUUUCACUUUCAGAAUUUGGUACAUGGAUACAUUUUAAUGUCUUGUUGCAGCAAUGAAGUUUUUUUAUUAAUUCUGCUAGGCACAUUUAUUUUGUAAUACAAGUACUGACAAGAGUCCCGAGAUAUGAGAUGUACAAUACUGUAUUGAUAAAUAUCUUAUCAUGAAUAUAUAGAUUAAACUAAAAAUUUUGUUUAAAAGUGAUUGAAAUAACUCUGCUGGAUAUUUAGAAGUUCAUAUGAGAUUGGAAGUGAUAUCUGAGAAUGAUAUCAAUAACAUUUUGAAGUGUUGAAAUAUGGUUAAGUAAGUGGUUAUAUAUAGCUAACCAGCUGGUCUGAUGUCACUCUGAAGAACAAUUUUCAUUUAAAAAUGUUAUUAAUCUUAAGUUAAAAUUGAAGUUAUUGUUUGCACGUCUCAUACUUAGCUAUAUAUAGGAACAGAGAAGUUUCCUGACCCAGGUAAUUAUCGGUAAUUGCCUUAUUCUAGUUUUAUGAUUUUAAUCUCCACUUGGCUGAGUAGCUAAUAAAUUUAUUAUACAAUACCAAGGUAAAUAGCUACUGGCCACAUUGUGACCAGUAUGACAGAAAGACCAUCAUACAGUGCAGUGUGUAUAUAUAUACAUAUAUUAGAGCCAGGUGUGAGGAAAGGCCAAUAGGCUCUCCAGUAUGUUAUAUCAGCUCAAGCUUCACCUGUAGUAGUAGGAUAGGGCCAUUAUUAAUAUUACCAGUAAUGAAAUACACCAAUAUAGCUACUGUUCUACAUACAAUAUAUAGAAACUGUCCACUUGUCUCCAAUAUCUUCCCCUCACCUCUGAAAGGAGGGAGGUGUGUAUUGGAGUACCCUUGGUGUACAGGAGAAUGAGAGGUGUGUAUUGGAACACCCCUGGUAGAAACACCCCUGGUAUAAAGGAGGGAGGGAGGUGUGUAUUGGAACACUCCUGAAAUAAUGGAGGGAGGGAAGUGUGUAUUGAAACACCCCUGGUAUAAAGGAGGGAGGGACGUGUGUAUUGGAACACCCCUGGUAUAAAGGAGGGAGGGGCGUGUGUAUUGGAACACCCCUGGUACAAAGGAGGGAGGGACGUGUGUAUUGGAACACCCCUGGUACAAAAGAGGGAGGGGCGUGUAUUGGAACACCCCUGGUACAAAGGAGGAAGGGGCGUGUGUAUUGGAACACCCCUGGUAUACAGGAGGGAGGGACGUGUGUAUUGGAACACCCCUGGUACAAAGGAGGGAGGGGCGUGUGUAUUGGAACACCCCUGGUAUACAGGAGGGAGGGGCGUGUGUAUUGGAACACACCUGGUAUACAGGAGGGAGGGGCGUGUAUUGAAACACCCCUGGUAUACAGGAGGGAGGGGCGUGUGUAUUGGAACACCCCUGGUAUAAAGGAGGGAGGUGUGUAUUGGAACACCCCUGGUAUACUGGAGGGAGGGACUUGUGUAUUGGAACACCCCUGGUAUACAGGAGGGAGGGGCGUGUGUAUUGGAACACCCCUUGUAUACAUGGGGGUGCAGAUGGAGGUUUGUAUUGGAGCUGGCUCUGGAGAAAGCCUUUUAUGUAAUUGGAGCAUUCUCUAAUUGCAAGAAAUCUUCAUUUUCAACUCUUUACAACAGCAGUGUUCUGAAAACCCAAGGGAUAUUUUCUUAGUUAUCAAAAAAGCUUUAACUUUACUUGGAUAAAAUAAUAUAUGACUUUGUAGCAUUAAACAAAUCUGAAGUUUAUAGGAGUUCAAAAAGGCAGCACAGCUAGCAAAACCAGUAGUUGUGUGUUUGUAGUUUAUAUUAUACACCUAACUGUCCUGUAGGAAGGUUAACUACCAUUGAUCAUUGACUGAACUUGGUCUGGCAUCAAGCAUUGGACAUAUAUACACACUUCACUGUCUUUGAUCAGAUCUAGCUGGAGUAGGUAUGAAAUAUUUACAUAUUCACACAUUGAAAUCUUGUUACUACUGAAACAUUCAUGGAAGAGGAGGCUAUUGUGAAAAGUGGUAUAUGAAAACAAUAUGUGAAAACCCAGGACAUCAUAAACCAUUGAGUUUAGGAGUAAUACUACCAAUAGAAAAAGUAAAGGGACCAAACGAGUAAGGUGUAGAAAAAAGAAGGGUAUAAAAUUAUGAAAGUUCCACCCUAUUUGAAGUUGCAAUUGGUCGUGUAUUUACAUAUUUUUUUUGCGACAAAUGAUAUUGUAUAUAUGAAUUUUAUGUGUUGAACUGUGAUAAUCAAAGCAAUAGUUGUUAUUGCUUAAGUUUCAUCUGAUCUGAGUGACUAUAAUAUCUCUGCAAUUUGAUUUGUUCUACUGAAUGUGUACUUGUCAUCAUGUAAGGAUAUCCAUUAUAUAAACAUAUGGCAUAUGUGACAUGUUUUCUGGCUCAUUGAAAUAUCCCCAUACAUUUAGACAGAACGUUGUGUAGGAGGAAACUGUCUUCACUAUACAUAUUUUUUUUGGUUAUUAUAUGAAAUCAAACAUUUCCUGCUGGUGGGAAUAUAUUACGUGAUGAAUAUGUUCAUUCAAGAUGGAAAGUAUAUAUAUUCAUCUAAAUUAUGCUACAUUAUACACGUAUGUCAUGUUUAUACAACAUGUCUGUCCAGAUAAACUCAUUUUUCACAGAAAUAGUUUGUGGUGAAGUGGCAAGUCAAGAAACGAAUGUGCUAGUAUAUGUUAAAAAAUGCACAUGUACAUGUGUGAAUCUCCAAUGACUUUGCAUAAGGUGACAUAAUUUCGCCAGUGCUCAAAUUUAGUAGCUUUUUCAUUUCAAAUUAAAGAAAAUGAGAAUGAGAUAGGCCUUCAUCAGUUAAUUUUAUUUUAGAUUAAACUAAUCAGGGUUUGCUUAGUGUCAUUUAUUAUAAAUGGGGUCCUUGUUAGAUUAUGAGACAUCUAGCUCUAUAAAUAAGAGUGAUUCUGUCUAUGCUUGUGUAUGUUAUAAGGACAGCUUCAUUGCAAAAUAUGACUGAUGAAAAUGUUAUGUAGUACCUCCUUACAUAUAUGUACUGUGUUCAGUUAUAUGUAUUUACAGAACAGAAUUAUCUGUAUCGAUUCAAUCACAUAUUAUUUUCUAAAUUUUGGUCAAUAUGCGGCAUUUCAAAGUCCGCAUUUGAGUAGUGAGCUGGCCUCGUAACCUAUUUUCUGUCAAAUUUUAGCUAAACUUGGUGUCUUCUCUUCUUGACAGCUGCCCAUAGGUGUAAUCUGUAUAAUAUCUUUAUUUAGAGCACUUGUUGGUUUUUCAGUCCCUGAAAAGUUGAUUUGAAUGUUUGUUAUCAAUUUGUAGAGCAGGUGAUUCAGAAGCACAAGAGAGGUUUUAUCUAUCUAGAACAAACAGGGUUCAUAAAACUUAUCGCUUUACUGAUACAGCCUUAUAUAGCUACAUUGAUGAUGUACAAGCCUGCAUAGAAAAUGUACCAGUUAACUCUGAAGGUUACUUCAAUAUAAAUUCUUGGUGAGAUCACUGAAAACUGAUUAUUCAAUCUUUAUUUCAAGUAGCUAUAUAUAAAUAGUAAACAAAUGUAAAUCAUUUAAAACUCUUUAAUUUUUUUUUCUUUUUAAUAUUCAGGAUAUUCUGCAGCUAUUGUAUAUACCUUCUGCACUUGACAUUAAUAUUUAGACUUUUAGGCAAACGCAUAUGUAUCGCUAUAUAGCUAGCUAUGAUUAUAUCUGAAGUGAAAAUAUCAGAAAUGACUAUAUCUUGUGUCAUGUUUUGGAUUCUCCAAUCUAAUAGACCACCAAGCGAUGAUUUUGUUUGGUCAUCUCCUAAUAGUGACAGUGACAUCGAUCACUGACAUUACAUAUGGAAAGAGAGAAAGAUAUUAUAACUAGCAAAUUUCUUACUGAUACUUUAAUUCAUCCUGUAACCAUCACAAAACUAAAAAUUCCCAUGUUGCUUAUAAAAUGUAUUUAAUAAAAAUUAUGAAAAAUUAAAAGUGAAAUUCUUUAAAAAAAAAAAAACCCCAUAAAAUGUAUUUUUCUGAUUUAUAGAAGCAAAUUUGUAUGCGUAACUAUAGCUGGUUACUGGAAUAUUCAUUACUAUAUCUUGUAUAGGAUAAAUUAUUUGCCCUUCUAUUAUCCAAUUUAGAAUUAAGCAAAAAUGAAAGACGGCUAGAUAUUGAUGUAAUAAAAACUUGAUUUGUAGUAGUGUAUAUUAUAAGACCCAGUUUAACAUAUAGUCUACUGAAGAGAAGACACAAGUUAGAUCUACAAAUGUCUGAUUCAUAUGUGUAUUUUUAUGAUACAUCAUUGUUAUUUCUUAUCAAUAUGUUUAUCUAGAAUGAAACUGACCAAUUUUCAUUUUGAAUCUAAUGUUUCUAGUCAUGAUAAAGUGGGUAACUAAUUAGAAAACUAUGCUAUAUUUCAAUCAUUAAACUUGUAAAGCUAUGUUAUAUACAUACUAGGUAUGUCAUUUUUCACAAUAUUUCCACCAUAAAUAUCUGCUAUUUGCUGUUUUAGUAAUUCACAUAUUGUGCGGUACUGACUUCACAUAUAUAGUGUAUGUAGUUUAGUAUGUAUUGUACAUACAUUGAUUGUAAAUUUUUUUUUGAUUUAUAACAACUGGUGUACAAGUAUUGUAUAAAUUUUGUUGUUUUUUUGUUGUUGAUGCCUUAUUUUUUGUACAGAUUUACUAAAAAAAAACAUGUUCUAAAAUGCUAUUCAUAUAGAUUCUGUAAAGAAAUUAUAUGAGUUGUCUGAAUCAGUUACCGCAGUAUAUAUAGUUCAAAUGAUUAUGUUUGACAGAACAGUUCUUGUUUCUGUAUAAAAAGUUGUUCAAAUCAUGGGCAUUUUGUUAUUGCCUAUACUUUUUUUUUGUGUGUUUUAAGUCAUUUUUGCUGCAUCAUAAAUAAAUUCAUCAUGACAGUCAAGUUAGGAUAGUAUCAAUGAGAACCCGGUCAUAGGCAGAUAAGUAACCAUAUAAGGACGGUCUUGUUAGAACUCGGUCAUAUAUAUAUGUAACCAUAUAUGGUGACUCAGUUGAUUAUACUAAGGUCUGAGGUCUGGUGAAAAUAUUUCAAGAAAUCAGUAAACGCACCUGAAAAUGUUGACCUUUCAGGCGUAUAAUAUAAUGUUACAUUCUGCACUCUUGACUCAACUAUUUGGCAGUCUCAUGUCUGAUUUUGAUGCUUCAUAUUUGGAAUUUUUCUGAACAUCAAUAUUUUGAAAAUUGUUAAUAGCUGACACGUUGGUGCAGUAUGCAUAUGAUACACAUAACAUGGAAAUUAUUGUCCUGUGUAUGUAGCUGGUUUCACCAAGAGUAAGCAUGUACAUAUACAUGUAUAUAUAUAUAUGUGGCUACGCAAAUCCCAAGUACAUAUAUGAAACUCAAACUUAUAUGGAGUAGAUGUACAGGUAUACCAAGACGCAUUGAAUCAGAAAAAGACUAGCACACUAAUGAAAAGUUAUGAGUAGAGCUUAGCUGAUCUUUUGAGAGAGUUUGUUUUGAUUUAUAACCAUGGUAAUUAAUAAGCUCUUGCUGCGUUUAAAAAACCCACUCCCAAGUAUAAACAUAGAUUUUAUACAGAGGAUGAUUAAACAUACUUGAACACAACCACUUUCUGAAGAUAGUGGUAUUGUCAAAAUUGGAAUAAUCUCCAUACUCGGCUCCAUUGUUAAGGCCAAACAAUUUCUUGCAUAAAGUAUGGUUAUAUUAUUUUGUUGUAGCAGAUCUAGAUAUCAAAAAGAAAAAAAAUACCAUGGGGCAGUUCAAAACAAACUCUUUCCAUUGGUACUAUGCAUACAAUGUGUUAUCAUGUUGAUGGUUGCCACAUCUGGCAAUGAAAACACACAUUUUUUUCUUGUUUGAACAAUAUUACAGGUCGAAUGAAACACAAUGUUAAAUUGCUGUUUAUCAUGAAGAGAAAGUGCCAAUUUUGUUAAGGUUCUGUGUUCUGUUAAAGUUUUUUUUUUUUGCUUAAAUGUCUUUCAUUAAAAAGUUGGAUGUGAUUUUAAAAGCAUCAUUUCAUUGUUAUUUUCUCAAAGCUAUAUUUAUACACCAUAUAUUUCUGUAAACUUUCAAUCAAUGAAAGAUCUUUAAAAAUCACUGUGCUAAAAUAUAAUUAUCAGGGUUUACACAUGUACAAUAUAAUUAAAGGAUGUUGAUCAUGAGAUUGCAGCAGAACAUCAGUUCCAUUGUCGUUAUAAAUACCAAGCCAAAGUUUUACACAAUGUUAGCGGACGUCAGAGGAGGGAGUCGUAGAGCGAAAGAGAUAUUAGCAUCUCUGAUAACAAAAUGUGUCGGCAAUAUGAUUGUAUGUUCAGCAGCAUAUAUACCUUGUAAACUAUUGUCUUGUACCUGUAUAUAUGAUAUAUAUAUAUAUGUGUAUAAGCUGUGGAAUCUUGUCCAGCACAGAUUAUUACAUUGCAGACACCGAGUGUCCAUAUACAGAAAUAUUACUUUUGUUUGUUAUUACAUGUACUAUAUACUUCUGUAUCAUGUCCAUUGUACAACGUACAUGUAACAUUAUGCCAUCUGAUUGAUAAUGGUUAUACAAUCACUGGAGAUUGUUCAGUGUUGGUAUUUUGGAAGAAUUCCAGAAAUAAAAUAUUUUUGAAUUAUAGUCAA